Brienomyrus brachyistius is the source of this 1529-nucleotide messenger RNA. RefSeq names its product ras-related protein Rap-2a-like. Gene Ontology annotation, cellular component: plasma membrane. Gene Ontology annotation, biological process: Rap protein signal transduction; negative regulation of cell migration. Gene Ontology annotation, molecular function: GTP binding; GTPase activity; GDP binding. The record is from RefSeq and is a predicted model, not a curated record. NCBI's taxonomy places the organism in Eukaryota, Metazoa, Chordata, Actinopteri, Osteoglossiformes, Mormyridae.
GAAUCGCAGCAGCAGCAACAUGCCGACGGAAAUCCAGCCCACGGAGUCUACGCAGGGUGUUUCAUCGAACGCUAGGUGCGGAGCCGUGGGCGAGGUUUACGGCGGACGGAAGCAGCCAUUGGGUUCCGUGAACAUCUGUCAUGCGGCGCAGGAGCCAUCUUUCGCCUUGGUACGGAAGCCGAGAGGAGGCUGGCUGGUUACGCGGCGGUGGGUCUCCACCCGAGAGUAUGGCGGCUGGGAGUGUGUUGGUGUGAGAGUAGGGAACGGGGAUAUGAAAAGGAGGAUGAAAAAGAAACACAGAGAUAGGACUUUUAAUACUUCUUAAAAAAACGUUUUAGCUAGUGUUAUUUAAAAUAUAAGUCCCCCCCUUUUUUUAAAAAAAAAAAAAAAGAAUCCGCUUGGGCUUCUCCCGGUUUUUCCAUAGGAGCGUCUGACACUGGAGCAAGUUUUGCUUUUUAUCAUGUUUUAGAAUGGUGGCUCCAUUAAAAGAAGCAUCACCAGCUGGAAAUUACGGACGUUUCCCUUUGCUUUCGGCGCAUCUCUGGAAGCCGCAGUCGCCUGGCGUUCAGUUACCGAUCGGUGUCCGCAAUGAAGUCCGUCUGCGGGCUGCGACUCUUUGUGUUCUGCCUGUUUAUCUCCCGUAGCUAAACUGAGGCGGCUAGUCAGCCCGUCUUUUAAAAUUAUUAUCCGGGGAAAUGAAACGCUAGUCGCAGCUAACAGUGUUUUUAUGCAUUACUGUAUUCCCCCCCCCCCCUCCCCCGUUUCGAUGUCCAUAGGAGAGUCUUAGUAUUUGCGCUCGUAUUGCAAUCGCCGACAUACAUUUAGGGAGCAAUGCGUGAGUAUAAAGUGGUGGUUCUCGGCAGCGGCGGGGUCGGAAAGUCCGCCCUCACCGUGCAGUUUGUCACCGGCACCUUCAUAGAGAAGUACGACCCGACCAUCGAGGACUUCUACCGCAAGGAGAUAGAGGUGGACUCGUCGCCCUCGGUGCUGGAGAUCCUGGACACGGCCGGUACGGAGCAGUUCGCCUCCAUGCGGGACCUGUACAUCAAGAACGGCCAGGGCUUCAUACUGGUCUACAGCCUGGUGAACCAGCAGAGCUUCCAGGACAUCAAGCCCAUGAGGGAUCAGAUCAUCAGGGUGAAAAGGUAUGAGAAGGUGCCGGUGAUCCUGGUGGGGAACAAGGUGGACCUGGAGAGCGAGCGGGAGGUUUCCUCGGGGGAGGGCCAGGCGCUGGCUGAGGAGUGGGGCUGCCCUUUCAUGGAGACUUCAGAGAGCAAGACCAUGGUGGACGAACUGUUUGCUGAGAUCGUGCGACAGAUGGACUACGCCGCCCAGCCGGACAAGGACGACCCCUGCUGUUCCUCCUGCAGUAUACAGUAGCAGCCGGGCUCGUGACGCUUGGGACACCAACGUAGAGAGACCCCACCUCGAGCAGGUCAAACGCAAAGACGAAAAACCACACACACCAACACACAGGACAGAUACCAGAGCGACCGGACACGUACUUACAGGAGAACAGGAAGCAAAUG